AUGCCGUUCAAGGAGCGUUCGUUCCCCCAAAACUGGCGUCCAUUAGAUGACAUCGAAGACUGUUCAAUGCAGGCCGCGGACGGUCUCGUGAAGAUAUGUAGGAUGCUCGAACUUGAAAUUCUUGACGAAGAUGGUACCGGGAAAGAUGAAGUCGAACUUAUGAAUACCUUGAUGAAACACUACGGUCUGCCCUACCGCGAUACGGGUUCGCAUGCGUUGUACGAUUGGAAAAACUCGGAGCUCUACGACGACUACCUGAGUGAAGCAAAAAGAUCUUCCUACACUCUCGGCGAACGUAUGCCUGAAUACUGCAGACAUAUUCUUUAUGUCCUACGCUUUAUCCUCAACUGUCCGGAAGAACUCCCGUUCCGUGAUGCCUUCACUCGACAGGAAUACGAUAAUAUUUUCGCCCAUUCUUACCCAGCUCAGGCCCUCAAGAACGCCAAAUCUCCGAACGAAGACUGGCGCGAAGUCCUAGACCGGAUCUCACACGAAGCCGAAGUGAUCAUCUAUACCCUCAAAGAAGACGAACUGCUGGUCUGCCUCAACUGCUUCCGGCCGAUAAGCCGUGGCAAUUGCGCUCGGCCUUGCCUUGGGUGUGGGAACUUGGUCCACGAAGACUGCCGCAAAAAGGAUAUGCCUACGAUUAAGGCCGACUUCAUAGAUUUGCAACAUCCUAAACCUGAUUCAAAAGAAUGCGCCGUGUGUAGGGAUAAAAAGAAGUGGGAAGAGUGGACGCAGUCAGAUGGACCGCCACUGUCAGGGGACUACGACUCAGGCGAAGAGGAGAUGGACCAAGAGCCUCUUGAAUCGAAAUUAGAAAGCAUUAAAUUCAUGAAAGAUGGGAAAUACUAUAAAUAUCAUGGGGAACAGAAAUGGGUUGACAUGACUAACGACAGCGAAAAGGAAUAG
Molecule: messenger RNA, 912 nt
Organism: Neurospora tetraspora
Lineage: Eukaryota; Fungi; Ascomycota; Sordariomycetes; Sordariales; Sordariaceae
Exons: 3
Coding region: 1-912 (303 amino acids)
Source: RefSeq, a predicted model, not a curated record